GAAGGGGUCAGGUUAUCGAACGAAUUAGCGUUACAGCAUCCCAAUCUUGCCUUUUUAGAGCAGACGUUGAGAAGAAAAUUUACUCUGGAUUCCUCAGAAGUUAGUAAAAGUGAACAACCUAUAUCUGGAGACGAGGAUUCAAAUAUUCUUAAUAAAACUUUUAUUGAAAAUAAAGAUAGUGCGGUUCAGACAGACGCUAUUAUAAAAUCGGAUACAGUUGGUUCAUUUGAAACAUUGAAUAUGGCUGAUAAAAAGCGACCUUUCUUAGCUCCACGGAUAUAUGGAGGAAAGAAAUCGGAGGAUGUUAUAGAUUUUUUUAUUCAUUUUGAAAGAGUUUCAAAUGCAAAUUUGUGGGAUGAAAAGGAUAAAUUACUAUAUCUACCAUUUUACUUAGAAGGCAGUCCUUUGAAAUAUUUAGAUAUGAUCCAACUCUCGUUGACGGAAGCGAAUAGAUGGGAUUACAAAAAUGUUCGAUCUGAGCUCGAAAAGUAUUAUCAGCCUAUUCACAUGGAUAGGUAUGAAAUGGAGUUGACAAACAUAAGAAUGAAACCGUGUGAAGCAGCUAGGGAAUAUAUGGCCCAAGUUUUAGGAUUGUGCUCAAAGGUUGACCCGCAUAUGUCGGAAGGUAGGAAAAUAAAAUAUGUAUUGAAAGGAUUGUUACCUCAUAUUCAGGAUAGGGUAAUAAUGCUGCCUAACGAGUCCAUCGAUGAGUUAGAAAGAAAUUUACAGCGUUUUGAAUUUUCUCAAUACAUAGUGGAAGAUAGAGUAGGUCUAGGCAAAGCUUCAAUAGUUCAACGGGAUUCAUAUGAUCAUCACAUUAUGCAGAUAAGUAGAAAUGUGGAUAAACUUAUUGCGGAAAAAGAAUUAGCGGGGAGAAGAUUCAAUGACAGCAAUACGAGUGGCAACGAAAAUAAUAGGUCUUAUGGGAACAAAUUCAACAAUGGUAUUGAGAAGGGUCAAAGGUUUAAUAGAAAUAGGUAUGAAGGAAAUAGGUUUGAAGGGAAUAGGGUUGAAGGAAAUAGGUAUGAAGGAAAUAGGUUUGAAGGAAAUAGGUUCGAAGGAAAUAGAUUUGAAGGGAAUAGGUUUGAUCGAAGAAAUAGGAAUGAUAGAGAGGGAGAUAUUCAUCACAAAGAAAAUAUAAAGUUUCAAAAAAGAUGGUGUGCGAUAUGUGAGACCACUACGCAUACGACAGCUGAAUGCAGGUUUAAUUUGAGAAACAAAUAAAUGGAAGAUGAAUU
Messenger RNA from Nilaparvata lugens (brown planthopper), 1238 nucleotides. RefSeq lists its product as uncharacterized. Lineage: Eukaryota; Metazoa; Arthropoda; Insecta; Hemiptera; Delphacidae. The transcript is spliced from 2 exons. Bases 241 to 1224 code for a protein of 327 amino acids. The record is from RefSeq and is a predicted model, not a curated record.